AUGGAGAUGCCAAUACUACCUGUGCAUAGCCACCAUUGCGAUGAAGGAGGACAAGAGCUUGGCUUUGUGGUUCCUGAAUCGAAUGCAUUUGGCAGAGAUUUCAGGUCUUAUUAUACAGAAGGUGAACAGAAGUCAGUUGUUGAAGAGACUUACUGUAAAAAUCAUGCCUAUCAGACAUUUGAAUCGGUGCAGAGAAUGAGAGAAAAGCAUCUGUGCUUCAAUAAAGGAGAGAUGGGUAUCUGGGAAUGCGCAGAGUUAUUGAAUGACAUCGUGGAUGAGAGUGACCCCGAUCUGGAUGUGCCUCAGAUCGAGCACCUCCUGCAAACUGCAGAAGCCAUUAGAAAAGAUUAUCCUGACCAAGACUGGUUUCAUCUCACUGCCUUUAUUCAUGACUUGGGCAAGGUUUUGCUUCAUCCCAAAUUUGGCCAGUCACCUCAAUGUGCUGUGGUCGGCGAUACAUUUCCAGUCGGAUGUCCAUUCGUUAAAUUCAAGUAUGUGUGA
Cryptomeria japonica (Japanese cedar) is the source of this 501-nucleotide messenger RNA. Its product is annotated as probable inositol oxygenase. Gene Ontology annotation, cellular component: cytoplasm. Gene Ontology annotation, molecular function: inositol oxygenase activity; iron ion binding. Lineage: Eukaryota; Viridiplantae; Streptophyta; Pinopsida; Cupressales; Cupressaceae. The record is from RefSeq and is a predicted model, not a curated record. Gene Ontology annotation, biological process: inositol catabolic process. The transcript has 5 exons. Bases 1 to 501 code for a protein of 166 amino acids.